AUGGGGAGGAGAGGCUCGGGAGGCAGCGGCGACAUCCCGGGGCGGUGGGCUGCCCGCCCAGGGCCCCCAGAAAAGCGGCAGGACGGGCCGGGAAAGGGAGUGGCGGCGGCGCCGGCGGGUGGCGGGCGGGGUCGGGGUCGCCGGAAACGGGACAGUGGGCACGUCAGCCCCGGCACGUUUUUUGAGAAGUUCUCAGCUGCCGAGGGUGGGGGAGCCGGUGUCAGCCCAGGGCAGCCGGCAGUGCCGGUGGCGGCGGGGGCCCCGCCGGGGGCUGCGGGCGCUGAGCGCGGUGGAGGCACCCCUCAUGACAAGCCCCUGACCUCACCCUCCUGGGGCAAGGGCAGUGAACUGUUGCUGGCGGAGCAGCCCGACCUGAUGUCCUCCCUGGACAGCGGCAUCCAGAGCGUGACCAAGUCAGACGGCAGCUCUCCGCACGUGGACUUUCCCGACGAGGUCAGCACCAGCUAUGGCAACGAGGACGAGGUGUCCUCCAGCUCCGACAAUGCCACCUCCAAGACCACCCGUAGCCCGCUGCUGGGUGGUUCGCCCAAGCUGCCCCGUGGGGAGCACGCACUUCUCAACGGACAGAAGCCCCUGGCCCUUGGCCUUCUCAGUACAUCUACCUCGACCCCUGACAGCUAUGGGCUCAGCACCACGGCGGGCGCUCACCCUGGCACGCCAAGCAUGGAGCAGGUGCGGACCCCCACAAGCACCUCGGCCCAGGAUGAGAUCCACCCCUUGGAGAUCCUGCAGGCACAGAUCCAGCUCCAGCGGCAGCAGUUCAGCAUCUCGGAAGAUCAGCCCUUGGGGUUGAAGAGCAAGAAGGGGGAGUGUGCGGGGCAGAAUGGGGACAGCGACCUGGGCAGCUGCUGCUCGGAGGGUGUCAAGGGCACCAUGAGCACCAUAGACCUGGACUCCCUGAUGGCGGAGCACAACUCCACCUGGUACCUGCCUGGAGAAAAGGCCCUGAUGGAGGGGCAGGAGGAGGACAAGUCCAUGGCGCCCUGGGAGAAGCCCAAGCCCCCGAACCCCAGCAAAGAAGCCCACGACCUUCCCCCGAGCAAGACCUCGGCGGCGGCGGCGCAGACGGGCACCCACCUGCAGUGCCUCUCGGUCCACUGCACGGACGACGUGGGCGAGGCGAAGGGCCGGACUGCGGUGCCGACGUGGAGGUCCCUGCACUCGGACAUCUCCAACAGAUUUGGGACUUUUGUGGCUGCCCUGACUUGAACAAAAGAAAUUAUUUUUCUUUUCUUUUUUUUUUUUUUUUUUUUUUUUUUUUUUUUUUUUUUAAUUUCAAAGGGCCGCUACUGCUAGGUGGACUAUUUUUCUAGGUUGGUACCUGCUUAGUGGCAUAUGGACUGGAAAGGGUUAAUUUAAAGUAAACCUCAACUUUUUUUUAAUCUUCUGCCACAGUAUGUUACCAGUGUUAACCCUUCUGCAGUUAGCACACUUUUGCUUAAGAUUUUCCUGCUAGACCACUUUUUCCCAUUAUUCUGUAACCUUGGCAUACAUUUAUAGAUGAGGCCUUUUCCUUUUUCAUCUCAGUGUGUGUCCAAGUCACGUAUGUCAUAAUAAGACAAAGAUUCUCCUCUUCCUCCUCCUCCUCCUUUUCUUCCUCUUUUGUUUUGUUUUUCUUUUUUUUUUUUUCUUUUUUUUUUUUGUUUUGUUUUGUUUUGUUUUGCUUUGUUCAGUGCUUAUUAGGAUGGUGAUCCUGAGGAGCAGCAGUUCAGGAAUAAACACCAGUGAAAGCAAAAUGGUCAGCAUUAAAUCAUGUCGUAGUGACACCCAGCCUUUGCCAGUCUCAUACAAACCAAGCAGUUGAUGCUCUGUUGAAUGUUCAGGCAUGGACCUGCCCUUUCCUGAGAGAAUGAGGCUCUGCUAUUAAAAAGUUUCAGCUCUCAUUUUGCUCCUGGUGAGGCCAGGAUGCUCCUUCCUCUGUGUUCCUGGGCGUAGCCCUGGGAUGUAGCUCUGUCAUGAAUGGGCUGGUUCAGGCUCAGCAGGGAAGGUAUGGAGAGGUUUUUCUAAAUAAGUCUAAUAGUCAUUAUCUCCUCCUCCAAAGGGCCAGGAUCCAUGUUGCUUGCCUGGGCCUGGUGGUGCUCCUGCAGUUCCCACUUUAUUGAUACUGGAGAAAAUAAAUCCCCUGCACCCUGCCCAUUUUUUGCCCAUUUUAAACUGCAGAAAGAUGCUGUUGAUUGGCAGCAUGUCCAGUGUCUCCUGCCCUUGCCAGGGGUGCCCCAGCCCCUACCACAACAGGUCCCAGUGCAGAUGCAGGGGGCUGUGUCCAGGGGCAGCAUUUCUCAAUCUGCCAGGGCAGGAAAACCUGGUGUCAGAAUCCCCCAAACUCGUUCAAGGCCCCAUUUCUGCCAUGCACUGAAGAACAGCAUUGCUGGAUGCACACAAUAAAAGGAAAGCCAUACUUUCCUGCUUGGGCUAGAUAAUGCUCAUUUGAGAUGAAAGUUGGAAGCAAACCAGAUAAACCCACAACUGACAAGAUGGGCUGAUUUUCCAGUGGUUUUAUGUAACAAUGUCUAUUAUUUGUGUGUCCCUGCACCCAGGAGUGGCCCUGUCCUGCCCUGCGCCUGCAGCUCACCUCCCACAGCUCCUGGAGCUCAGGAAAAGCACUGGAGGGUUUGGCUUUGGUUGUGAAAUAAAGGUUGGCCUCUCUAGGGUUAUUUAUUCAUGAUUUCACAAAUGUGUCCCUGCUGAAGGGACAGAGUUGAAGACUGCUUUAUAUUUUAUCUUUGAUGAUUGUGCUGGGUCUUUAAUUACUUUGACAUAAUAUUCUCGGUAGACACCAACGGAGAGGAAAUUCUGCCUAAAAAGCCAAGGGUGGUCUGGAAUCCUCACUCUCAGUCAUAUGUGGCUUCAGAGAGACUCGCAGUGUUUGGAAAUGUGAUUUGAAUGUGCUCUUAUUAACCAUGCAUGGAUUGAUUUAUGGGUCUGGUCAAUGAAUUGACUUUGGAUAAAUUUGGAUAGUUUUUAAUCUUGGUUUUCAAUAUUAUUUUACUUUGUAUUAAAGCUGGAGCUUCCACGAGGAUGAGGAUUUUUGCCCAUCCUGGAGCAACUGGCUGUGGAGCUGCCGCACACCCACUUGGUUUGGAUCAAAAAGCUGGGAUGGUUUGUACCUCUGUCAGGGUGUGCAACCAGGAGUGCAGAGCUCCUCCUGCACCUACAAUAAAAUGUCACUGUCCCCAGUAAAGUAUCUCCUAGUAGUCACUGUCAGCCCCUUUCUGGAAGGUGCCUCUGCCUGUGAUUCCUCAAGUCCUGGCUUACCUAAGUAUAUGUUUGAUUUUAAAUCCUGUCAGCAGAGCAUGGGUGUUCUGUGCAUGCCAGAGCAUUUGUGCUGCUGUGGGGGGCUUGCUCUGCAGCAGGGCACCCUGGGGUGACACCAGUACAGUACUGCGUUCCAUCACAGCUGAAAAUUUUGGCCAAGUUCAUGGUCUGGUGGCAUUCCUGCUCAGAGUGCAGUCCCUUGCCUUGUGCUUUGUUUUUAGUUUUUCCUGCUGCACUGAAGAGAACAGGUUUUUCAGGCUUCCUGAGGUCAGGGAUGCACACCCUGUGCCACAGGAAGGAACCUGUCAGGGGACACACGGAGUUCAGAUGCUUUUAAAGAGAAAUCCCUGUUUGAGUGGAGUUGUGGUGGCUUGGUCUCACCACCCAGUUCUGCUGGCUCAUUCUCAGCAGCUUGCACUCCUCUCCUGGAGUACUGUUCUCAUCUGCUUGGAACUUGC
Cyanistes caeruleus (blue tit) is the source of this 3734-nucleotide messenger RNA. RefSeq names its product MN1 proto-oncogene, transcriptional regulator (gene MN1). NCBI's taxonomy places the organism in Eukaryota, Metazoa, Chordata, Aves, Passeriformes, Paridae. Gene Ontology annotation, biological process: regulation of DNA-templated transcription. The record is from RefSeq and is a predicted model, not a curated record.